AUGUCCUUGGAGCGUCUGAAAGCCAUUGUCACACAGAGCGACGCUACGGCCUCGCUACUCGGACAAGGCUUGGUGAAUUUAGACGUCGGUCACGAUUUUGACCAGCAGAUGCUUCAGAUCUUUCGUGAAGCUAUGCUUGUAUGGAUAUGUUUUGAGCAAAUCGGGAUCCAGCGAUUCACAACGGACGAGAAGCGAUCGAUUAGUAUGAUGCGGUUGAACAUAGAUCAUCGCUUAUUAUCGUAUCCCUUUGACUAUGUACAAUCUCAACGCCCGGUUCAAGAAGCUUGUCGGCUCGCCUUUAUCCUGUUUAGCAAUGCUCAUUACAACGUCAUCCAGCCUACGAGCGAGAUCGCACGAUGUUUGGUUCAAGACCUACAGGCUGCUUUGAAGGCAACAGACUUGUUGUCCCUCUGGGGAAAUGCAUCCCUCACUCUGAUCUGGACCUUGUUUCUGGGUGCCCAUCUGAGCUUUGGCCAGCAGGAAAGGCCUUGGUUCGUCGCCAUGUUGAGCAGAGCGGCGAGGAAAUGCGACCUGAACCGGUGGGAAGAUGUCCGGCGGUGCUUGGUUUUGUAUUACUACUCCCCACGAGUCUUCGAGGCAUCCUUCCACGCCAUCUGGAGUGAAGUGGAGAUCCUGACCACUUUAUUGAACCCGGUGGUAUAG
This is a messenger RNA of Exophiala spinifera, 663 nucleotides long. RefSeq lists its product as uncharacterized. The record is from RefSeq and is a predicted model, not a curated record. NCBI's taxonomy places the organism in Eukaryota, Fungi, Ascomycota, Eurotiomycetes, Chaetothyriales, Herpotrichiellaceae. The transcript is spliced from 2 exons. Bases 1 to 663 code for a protein of 220 amino acids.